Gordionus sp. m RMFG-2023 is the source of this 1173-nucleotide messenger RNA. RefSeq names its product carbohydrate sulfotransferase 11-like. The record is from RefSeq and is a predicted model, not a curated record. The coding region runs from base 1 to 1173 and encodes 390 amino acids. Gene Ontology annotation, biological process: carbohydrate biosynthetic process. NCBI's taxonomy places the organism in Eukaryota, Metazoa, Nematomorpha, Gordioida, Chordodea, Parachordodidae. The transcript is spliced from 3 exons. Gene Ontology annotation, cellular component: membrane. Gene Ontology annotation, molecular function: sulfotransferase activity.
AUGGCAGUAGAGGUUUGGACAUCUAUUUGCCCAAAAUCUGGAGGCACACGAAUACCUAUCAAUAUUAUCCUAGCGGAUACCUUAUUCGAUAUCACAAGCUCCAAACCACAAUACAUAGAUUCUCCGGAAUACACCUCAAUAACGGACCAGCGCACUGAGUUGAAUUCAACCGGAGAAGUACCAGGUGAAGAUAGAGUAAGUUGGCUAAGGCAUGCUUGCGAAACAGUAUUCCCGUUACCUACAGUGAAUGAUAAAUACACUCAGUUCCAUCAAAUUAUAGACAAGGUGAGGAAUGUCAUGUAUUGUUACGUGCCCAAGGCUUCCUCGACUUCUUGGAAGAGUCUUUUCAUGGUUUCCAAUAAUUUAGCGUACAAAAAGUUUUUCGAAACUUCCCUCACUAACGGUGAUUCCAUAGGGCCUUACGUGGAGAGAUAUAGAUUUAAUAAGCUUUCGAAUGUAACCCAAAAUGGUAGUUUCGAAACAAAAAAAUACCUGAAAUUCGUUUUCGUGAGAAAUCCCAUAAAUAGGAUAUUGUCGGCGUACAGAAGUAAGUUCGUAUGGAAGAACAAAUAUUUCGUAAAUCAUUAUGAGCGUUAUAUCAAGGUGCUAGCUCAUCGCAAUUCCAGUGAAAUCAGCGAUGAAAAUUUCGACGUUAUAAAAGCAAUGUAUGAUAAUAAGGAAGUUAAUGUAACUUUCUUGGAAUUUGUUCAAUUUAUUAUAAACAUUCCUUACGUUAGGGAUGUGAAAUUACAAGAAUACCUGAUGAAUGAACAUUGGAGACCCAUUUCAGACAUUUGUGCUCCGUGCACAUACGGAUUGGACUUUAUCGGCAAACAAGAAACAUUGGUCGAAGAUGUGACUAAAAUAAUGGGGCUAACCACUUGGAACACGUUGAAUUACAACCCAUUUAAAACAUUGUUUCCCCCAAUCGACGAUGAUGCUGAAGGAGAUAUGAGUUCCAAUAACUUGGAAUCUGAGUCUAGCCAAGCUGUUACUUCAAUUAAUUUAAGACAAAAAAAAAUCGUAAUUCGUAAUUUUACCGAUUACGAAAAAGUUUUAAUCGAAUCUCUACCGGAGGAUGUACUUAUACGAUUGAUUAGAUUAUUUCGAUAUGAUUACCUAUUCUUUUACCCUUCAGAUCCACUAUACCUUAAAUAUUUACAUCGACUGUAA